AAGAUGUGUGGGCCGAGGGGGAGGCGCCUGGGAAUACUGCUGAGCUGGGGCUUUCAGGAGCUGGACGCACCAAGAACAGGGAGUUCAACCGCUUGGAAGGAUGGGUCAGGACCAGGCUGUGGGGAGGUCAUUCAGAUUCUAGGAGAUAAGUUUCCAUGCACAUUGGUGGCACAGAAAAUUGACCUGCCGGAAUACCAGGGUGAGCCAGAUGAAAUUUCCAUACAGAAGUGUCGUGAGGCUGCACAUCAGGUGCAGGGGCCUGUCCUGGUGGAGGAUACCUGUCUGUGCUUCAAUGCCCUUGGUGGCCUUCCUGGCCCCUACAUAAAAUGGUUUUUGGAGAAGUUAAAGCCUGAAGGACUACACCAGCUCCUGGCCGGCUUCGAGGACAAGUCAGCUUACGCACUGUGUACGUUCGCGCUCUGCACCGGGGACCCCAGCGAGCCUGUGCGUCUGUUCAGGGGUCGCACCUCAGGCCAGAUUGUAGCUCCCCGAGGCUGCCGGGACUUUGGCUGGGACCCCUGCUUUCAGCCUGAUGGAUAUGAGCUGACGUAUGCAGAGAUGCCCAAGACAGAGAAGAAUGCCAUCUCCCAUCGCUUCCGGGCCCUGCUGGAGCUGCAGCAAUACUUUGGCAGCCUGACGCCUGGGGCUGAAGGUGCCAUGGGCUGGGGAUCUGGGGAGAUCUAGCUGGAACUUCAUCCAGCGACACCACCGUGCCUCACCAGGCGUUCAGUGGGGCUGCGGAGGCAGCUUUACCAUGGUCUAGAAGAGCCACGCCUCCUUUCACCGACAUUCUGGGUAGGACACCACCAGUCUCGUCCUUGGGGAUUCAGCAAUUACUCCUAUAGUCGCCAAGCUGGAACCCUGAGUGAUAAAACCAGUCUUGGCAAAAAAAAAAAAAAAAAAAAAAAAAGUCUUAGCAUGAUUGAAGGUUUGGUAAAGAACUGGGUAAACAGCCUUGAUGUUUUUAAAAUGCAGCAAAUAAAAAUUCUGGAAGGAACUUAUUUCCAAAAUAAACUGGAUGUAUUUGCUUUGAA
Messenger RNA from Octodon degus (degu), 1034 nucleotides. RefSeq names its product inosine triphosphatase (gene Itpa). Gene Ontology annotation, molecular function: nucleoside triphosphate diphosphatase activity. Gene Ontology annotation, cellular component: cytoplasm. Gene Ontology annotation, biological process: nucleoside triphosphate catabolic process. Bases 4 to 684 code for a protein of 226 amino acids. The transcript is spliced from 8 exons. Lineage: Eukaryota; Metazoa; Chordata; Mammalia; Rodentia; Octodontidae. The record is from RefSeq and is a predicted model, not a curated record.